CUGUGUUCAUUUUGACGGCAAAAAUGUCUGCUGAAAACCAAUUUUUGAUCAUUUAGGUGAAGGCUCAGAAGUUAAUAAAAGGGUCCACCGUAUCCAACCUCACGGUUCUGCCAGCUUCUCACCGCUCAGAUCCCUAUUUCAUCCCCAUGCCAGUCUUACAAGAGGAUGCCAAUAAAGGGAUUCUAAGUAUGCUAGAACGAGGACUGAUUCCACCAACAGCAAGAAUUACCUUUCAGAAUCCACCCAUUAUACCCAGAGCGGCCCCUCUGCAUAGCUUUGAUGAAGCACGUAAGAUUUCUUUGACUACCGUGGGAGAUGCAGAUAGUGAGCAGGGGAGAGGCACAAAGUCAAGAGGAUAUCAUGACAGGAAGACCUUGAAAACGACAACACCGUCUAAGUCUCCGCAUUUGCCGUGGGAACAUGACUUUUUUAUUUAUAAUGGAGUUGUAGACAAGACAGCCCCUGACUUCGUAGCAUUCAAGGAACAUUACAGUUUGUCUUGGGGAAGUAUUUUCUCUCUGUUGGAACACAUCCAGAGGUUUCUCAGGGACUACGCGAUACCAGAAGUCAAAAUAAAAGGGAACAGUUUGGCAGCGCUCCUGCCAGAGUUUGAGCUCAAGAAUAAACUUAGCAGACAUGACCUCCUCUCAGUGUUAGAGAACCCGGUUCACAUCCAGAUGAUGUUAAACCUGCCGGGGCAAAGGUUCAAGGGCCAAGAUGGAAAGACAGAGGCUGCCAGGAAGAUCCAAGCCACGUGGAAAUGCUACCGAGCCAGAAAACGCUUCCUCAUUUAUCGGCGGCAGAAGUGGGCGUCAGGAGUGAUCGCCAUCGCCUGGCUCUUACACUGCCACAAGGUCCGACUGAGGAAGCUCCUGAAGGAGUCACGUGAAAGACACCUGGAGAAUUUCCGCAUUCGAGCCAAGCAUCUGGCAGCCAACUGGAAUCGCAUCAGGACCUCCAGGAGGACUAUUAUCCAUAUCCCAUCAUUAGGAUAUUCCCAGCCUGUGCGACAAAACAUUGCCGACUUAAACACGCAGCAGAACAUGCAGCUGGGGAGGCUGUGUGACAUCUUAGAUGCCAAUGUAAGCGUCAUCUACAUCUGCGCCCAUCAAAUGAAUGAUGAGUUACUGCUGUAUUACAAUAAAAUCCUGAGUCUACAGGCAGCUGUCAGAUCGGGGAACCUUGAGGACAGAAGUGACCUGCAGGACAGGUUCAAAAUUAUCACCCCUGAAGCUAUAAACAUCUUCACUAUGAUAGAACAGGGGAGCCAGCUGAUCGUCGAUCACCUGGAAAUCCAACGCUGGCUCUUUAAAAUGGACUUCGAGUUCGGGGGAAAUGGGACUGCAUUUUGUGACAUUCCUUCCCACCUAAAGUGCUACAAGCGGGUCCUAAAGGAGAGUCACAGAUACGGCCGCGAAGACUGGAGCAAGAAAUGGGCACAAGAGCCAGCUUUGGUGAAGAUCUCCGAGGAGCUGGCGGGCAUUUUAGCACAGCACGCACAGCCAGUCAACAAGAAACGGUUCCCCACGUGGAGCAAAUUCCUCCAAACAUUUCUCAGUCAAGGAGGCGUGAUCGAAGCAUACCCACCUGCAGAGAGUGUCACCAACCUGACGGUGGACAUGCUGAUAGAGCCCAAUGGAGAAAUCAGGGUGCUGUCAACGGGGGACCAGUUUCAUGCUGAAGGCCCCUUCAUCUCCUCUGGGACCACCAUGCCUCAGACCUCAGUGGAUCCCCAAGUUCUCAGUUCUUUGUGCCUCCAAAUUGGAAAUGCUUGUAAAAUGAAAAAUGUGGUUGGUUACUUUUCCAUAGACCUGGUGACUUUUAUUGAUCCAAGCACCAUGGAGCAGCAGGUGUGGGCAACGGGCCUCAACCUCUCAUACAGUGACCAGCUGGCCCUGACGCAGCUCGCCUUGUACCUGACCAACGGCCACCUGGAUUGCAGCUUGAGCACCCUGCAGGUGCCCUCCUUUGUUCCCAAGAGAGAGCGGAGAGUGAGCCACCUGAACGCCCAGGCAAUGCCGAACAAUCGGUGA
This is a messenger RNA of Camelus dromedarius (Arabian camel), 2033 nucleotides long. RefSeq names its product IQ domain-containing protein H. Lineage: Eukaryota; Metazoa; Chordata; Mammalia; Artiodactyla; Camelidae. The transcript is spliced from 13 exons. Gene Ontology annotation, molecular function: protein binding. Bases 147 to 2033 code for a protein of 628 amino acids. The record is from RefSeq and is a predicted model, not a curated record.